Epinephelus fuscoguttatus (brown-marbled grouper) is the source of this 2712-nucleotide messenger RNA. Its product is annotated as beta-1,4-galactosyltransferase 1-like. Gene Ontology annotation, molecular function: beta-N-acetylglucosaminylglycopeptide beta-1,4-galactosyltransferase activity; cytoskeletal protein binding. The record is from RefSeq and is a predicted model, not a curated record. Gene Ontology annotation, biological process: protein N-linked glycosylation; carbohydrate metabolic process. Lineage: Eukaryota; Metazoa; Chordata; Actinopteri; Perciformes; Serranidae. The transcript is spliced from 2 exons. The coding region runs from base 45 to 1094 and encodes 349 amino acids.
GAGAGCGGCUGAGUGAGCAGUACUCAACGUCAAAGGAGGCAAAAAUGCUGAAAAAACUCUUUAACAUCCUGGCUUUUAUUACUAUUGUCAGUUUGCUAUAUUUUGUUGUGUUUCUAUUCUUCAGCAAAAAAAACACUGUAAUUUUUUUUGCAAAGCCACAUCGUAUACCAAAUGGGGACGACACACUUUCCCAGUGGAUAAAUGAACACGUUAAACUGACGACUCAAGCUCCAAAUGCAGGCCAAGAAGAGACACAGGUGCCACCGACUUUGGGAACCUGCCCUGACACCCCUCCAAAUCUUGUAGGUCCACUCCGUGUGGACUUCAAUUCAACUUGGACUUUGGAUGAGGUGAGAAAGGAGGUCAGUGCCCCUCUUCAGGAAGGAGGACAUAACAAACCACCAGACUGUAUCGCCCAACAGAAGGUGGCGAUCAUCAUCCCAUUCAGAAAUCGGCAUGAGCACCUUAAGCACUGGCUGUAUUACCUCCAUCCUAUUUUGAUUCGCCAGCAGUCGGACUACAGAGUGUAUGUCAUCAACCAGGAUGGAGAGGGAGUGUUUAACCGGGCCAAACUGAUGAACGCAGGCUACGCUGAAGCACUGAAGGAAUAUGAUUUUGACUGCUUUGUCUUCUCUGAUGUAGAUCUGGUUCCUAUGGAUGACCGUAACCUCUACAGAUGUUUUGACAGUCCUCGACACUUGGCUGUGGCUAUGGACAAAUUCAACUUUCACUUACCCUAUGACCACUACUUUGGUGGGGUUAUUGCAUUGUCCAAGGAGCAGUUCUUGAAGAUUAAUGGCUUCUCGAACACUUACUGGGGCUGGGGUGGUGAGGACGACGAUAUGUAUAAGCGAAUUAUCUACAGUGGAAUGUCCAUUUCUCGACCUGACUUGGUGACAGGAAAGUACAGGAUGGUCAAACAUAAGAGAGACGUGCACAAUGAAGCUAACCCAAAGAAUCCUGGCAAACUGCUCAUAACCCAUUGGAAAAUGAAAAAAGAUGGGAUUAAUACAUUAAAGUAUACAGUCAAGGAGAUUGUGAAGGAUAUACUGUACACUUAUAUCACUGUGGAUAUUAAUGCUCCGCUAAGAUAAGUGAGGAUCGAACAUGUGAGUUCACUGGUGUCACAGUGUCAGACUGAAACAAAAGGAGGUGGAACUGGUGUGAUUUUAUGUCCUUAAAAUCUCUGGGAAUCCAGUUUGUCAAGUCUGUCUUAUUUAACCAAGGGCAGGUGUGUGUCUUUGUGUUGAGUUAUGCAAAACCUUUGAACGUGUGUGUGUGUGUGUGUCUGUGUGUGUGUAUGUAUCUAUGUGUCAAUGUGAACUAAAGUAAAUGUAAACUUUAUGAAUAUGAAGUGCAGAGUUUCUUUCGAUCCUUGAAUGGCGAAGAUUACUUUCAAAAUAGAGCAUGAAAUAAUCUAUACAGUAAUCUCUCACUGCUUUGCAUGUAAUUCAUUCUACGCCCUAGCCUACGCACAUGGCCCACGCCACUGUGAGCAUUUUCACCUAGUCUGGGGCCAUUUAGUGGCCGUUUUGGUAAGGAACCGGAACCAGGGUGAGAGAGACAGGAUCUGGAAUUCGAUGGAUGCGCCUUUCCGUCAAAAUAAAAGCACCAAGCUAAUAAAAAUGCAGUGAAACUUUUUAAUUUAAAGAAUAUAAUUUACAAGAAAAGCCCCAAGCCAUUAAGUUAACCUUUUUGUUUUAUUGUAAAUCAAUGGUGCGCCAGAAUUUAAAGUUUUACUUUGGUGAAUUUGAUGAAUUCCGGAUCCGCUCUUUAGACCGGAACCAGAAUCCAGACAAAAUUUAGAGUGAAUGGAAACCAGGCUCUUCCCUGUACGUGAAGAGCCUGGUGAGGCGAGGCUAAUUUUCACCUGUGCAGUGGUGUUUCUGUGUCACUCUGCAGUUACACCUCCAAAACAGCGGUCGGCAGCAGGGUUUCUGUGAAGUGCUGUAAAGUUUAGCUGAUUCAAAACACACCCAAAACACACAUUAAACACACAUUAAACAUGGCUUAAUAGAGACAAUCUCAAACACAAGUACACAAAUCAGCUUCACUAUAACUCACAGCAUUCACAGACAAACACUUGACUUUAUCUAGACACAUUUUCCCAACAUGCUAGCGUUAUUAGCACAAGCCUAUGGCAUUUUACAUUGUAUAAAUUAGCCUAGCAGCUGGCAAACUUUUCCUCUUCUCAUAUAAAACCAGGGACAACAGCAACAUUUAACAAAGGUAGCAUUAUAAAAUUUGGCCCCAUUACAACUCACAAGGUUCACUGACAAAACAACUGUCUAAUACUAAACAUGUUUUCCAAACAAAUAUAACAUGCUAACGUUAUUUUACACUGUAUAAAUUAGCCUAGCCUAGUUUGUUUGGCCAAUGAGAUGAAAGCUGGUUUUAUAUUUUGUUCUCCUUUACACAGUAUUUUCUAAUUUCCAUGUAGUCAUUGUAUUGAUUUUGCAUCAAGGCAUUUGUUGUUACUGUACAGUGCAAUAACAAUGUAUAUUUAUUUUGUACUUGACAUUACAGUUACUGUUAAUCCACACUGUAAAUAUGGGACAUACUGGAAAGUGUGAUGAAAUCAAUCAGGGAAAAUUAAUUUUGGUGGCAGUGAUGCAGUGACUGAUGUUUACUUUUCCUUUUUUGAAGAUGAAUUUCCUGCUUUAAGUUAUUUAUCAUGUCAUUUUGCAAUUAAAUAAUGUUCUGCAAAACUGA